AUGGUUACUUGCGAGGAUUGUGGUAGAAGUGGACACCCGAGCUGCAUGCAACUAGAGGGGGUUGGGGACGUCUUUAGGUCGUAUCCUUGGAAGUGCAUCGAGUGCAAGACCUGCGAAAUAUGCCGAGAAAAGGGUGACGAUGUAAGUUGCGCAUCAUAA
Messenger RNA from Coniophora puteana RWD-64-598 SS2, 159 nucleotides. RefSeq lists its product as uncharacterized. The coding region runs from base 1 to 159 and encodes 52 amino acids. NCBI's taxonomy places the organism in Eukaryota, Fungi, Basidiomycota, Agaricomycetes, Boletales, Coniophoraceae. The transcript has 2 exons. The record is from RefSeq and is a predicted model, not a curated record.